Linum tenue is the source of this 3193-nucleotide messenger RNA. The record is from the annotation of a GenBank genome assembly. Lineage: Eukaryota; Viridiplantae; Streptophyta; Magnoliopsida; Malpighiales; Linaceae.
GUCCCGGUACCCGGAAAACCCGUUUCCGGCACUUUACAAUAAAUAAUUAAAAUAAUUAAUUAUCCCCUUUUUUUCUUGACCUUUCUCUCGAGUCCGCUCCGGCGGCUUCCUCCAGUUCUCUGGUCCCUUCCGAAUCGGCCAAAAAGGGGAACAAAUACGAAAUGCCGACACUCCGCCGGAGAAAACCCGCCGAUUCCGACAAGCCGACCACCUCGGCACCGUCGGAUGACGCCAGGGGCGGAGGAGGAGGGACGACGGGAAGAGGAGAAGAAGAAGAGGAAGAAGAUUAUGAACAAGAUGCGGACAACAGCAAGAGGAAGAAGAACAACAACAAGAGGAGGCGAAAGAAGAAGGCCGCCGCCGCUGCAGCCGCCGCCGCUUCUGCCGAUAAUAAGCAUCCGGCCCUGCCAUCGGAGGAAGAAGAGGACGGGAGGAAGCACCACCGGAAGCGGUCGAAAUGGUCGUGCGUCGACAACUGCUGCUGGUUCGUCGGCUGCGUAUGUUUGACCUGGUGGGUCCUGCUGUUUCUGUACAACGCCAUGCCGGCUUCCUUCCCGCAGUAUGUCACCGAGGCAAUCACGGGUCCUUCGCCCGACCCGCCAGGGGUCAAGCUCAAGAAGGAAGGGCUCAAGGCGAAGCAUCCUGUUGUCUUUGUCCCCGGAAUUGUCACCGCUGGGUUGGAAUUGUGGGAAGGUCAUCAAUGUGCUGAAGGGUUGUUUAGGAAGCGGCUUUGGGGCGGUACUUUUGGUGAGGUUUAUAAGAGGCCUCUCUGCUGGACCGAGCAUAUGUCGUUAGAUAAUGAAACCGGUUUGGAUCCUCCUGGUAUAAGAGUCAGGCCUGUAUCUGGACUUGUAGCUGCUGAUUAUUUUGCUCCUGGAUAUUUCGUGUGGGCAGUUCUUAUUGCCAACUUGGCACGCAUAGGAUAUGAGGAGAAGACAAUGUACAUGGCGUCCUAUGAUUGGAGACUUUCGUUCCAGAACACAGAGGUUCGUGACCAAACUUUGAGCCGCACCAAAAGUAAUAUAGAACUGAUGGUCGCUACAAAUGGUGGGAAUAAGGCGGUCAUUAUUCCACAUUCUAUGGGUGUUUUGUACUUUCUGCAUUUCAUGAAAUGGGUUGAAGCACCAGCUCCAAUGGGCGGUGGGGGUGGACCAGAUUGGUGUGCGAAGCAUAUCAAGGCAGUGAUAAACAUUGGUGGACCCUUUUUAGGUGUUCCAAAAGCUGUUACUGGACUUUUCUCUGCUGAAGCAAGGGAUAUUGCAGUUGUCAGGGCCCUUACUCCAGGUUUCUUGGACAAUGAUAUCUUCCGCCUCCAAACAUUACAGCAUAUAAUGAAAAUGUCUCGUACAUGGGACUCAACCAUGUCUAUGAUCCCUAGAGGUGGGGAUACUAUCUGGGGUGAUCUGGACUGGUCUCCAGAGGAUGGCUACUCUCCUAGUAAAAGAGGGCAGAAAAACAAUGAAACCGACAUAAAAAAUCAAGAUGGGAGUGACAGUAAGCCUUCUCAGACAGCGAAGGCUCACUAUGGAAGGAUCAUAUCCUUUGGAAAAGAAGUAGCAGAAGCACCUUCAUCUGAGAUUGAGAGGAUAGAUUUCAGGGAUGCUCUGAAAGGUAAAAAUGUUGCAAACUCUACUUGUCGUGAUGUGUGGACAGAGUACCACGACAUGGGGUUUGGAGGGAUAAAUGCUUGUGCAGAAUAUAAGGCGUACACUGCUGGAUCUAUUGUAGACCUGCUUCGUUUCGUUGCCCCGAAAAUGAUGGAUCGAGGAAGUUGUCAUUUCUCCUAUGGAAUUGCCGAUGACCUUGAUGAUCCCAAGUACAACCACUACAAAUACUGGUCAAACCCCUUGGAGACCAAGUUACCUAAUGCUCCGGAUAUGGAAAUCUUUUCCAUGUAUGGAGUUGGCAUACCGACAGAAAGAGCUUAUGUCUAUCGUUUAUCUCCUUCCGCUGAAUGCUAUAUUCCAUUCCAGAUUGAUACCUCGGCUGUAGGGGAAGAUAAAGAUAGCUGUCUCAAAGAUGGAGUGUACACAGUUGAUGGUGAUGAAACGGUUCCUGCCUUGAGUGCGGGCUACAUGUGUGCCAAAGGUUGGCGGGGGAAGACCAGGUUCAAUCCUUCUGGAAUAAGGACUUACAUCAGGGAAUAUGAUCAUUCUCCUCCAGCUAAUUUGUUGGAAGGCAGGGGAACGCAGAGUGGUGCCCAUGUCGAUAUCAUGGGGAAUUUCGCACUGAUUGAAGAUGUAAUGAGGGUGGCAGCUGGGGAUUCAGGGGAUGAUUUGGGUGGUGAUCGUGUCUAUUCUGAUAUCUUUAAGUGGUCCGAGAAGAUAAAGCUAAAACUGUGACUUGUUAUCAGAAUGUCUUUGAAUUUAGGGUGCGGACUCCAGGAAGAGAAGUAUUUAAAUGGUUUGGGAAGUGACUUUUGCUGGGGAGAAGACUCAACCAUUAACCCACAAUGAUCUGAAACUGUUCCUCCAUUAACAAAAAUUCUGUCAAUCCUUCUUGCAAUUGGAUUCCUAGCCUGCUUAUUAACCCAUGUAUACUUUUCACCCAGAGUUUUAUGCUCUGUCAAUCUCAUCGAGGAAAACUUAUCCUAGUCCAACCAGCAUUUGAUAUUUAGCCUGCUUCAAUGGUAGACUUCCUAACCAGAAUAUUCGAGAAAUUUGUUCUUAAGCAUCCAGGAACAUUGAUCAUUCAUUUAUCUGUGCAGAGAUGGUUUUCAUGUUUCAUAAAUCACUCUGAAUCUAUAGCUUGCCUGAAACACAUCCCAGAUGUCACGACAACUUGUGGACAGUGGCACCUAUUGUUUCUGGAUUACUUGGAAACCAAGGACAGCUAGAGCCUUACACUGCAGAAUCUCAGGCAGAUCAAUAGUGUGUUAUUGCUGCUGCUGCUGCUGUUGUUGUUCUUCGUUGUAAAUUGUUGAUCCAAGAUCUUCCAUCUAUAUGGACGGGAGAAACUUACGAAGUCUUGUAUCUGGCCUUCAGUUAUAGACAAACACAUUUAUACAAUGGUUACUUGUGGCUGAAUCUGUACAUUCUAGUCUGAUUAUUUUCUUCUUCCAAAAGUGAUCAUAUAAUAACAAUGUGACUAUUGUUAGGCUGAAAUUGAAAGAAAAGUUUCUUAUUACUCAUUGGAGUCCCUUUUAACCUUCCAUUCCUCUUCCUAAGAUUUGGUUGCUGCUGUUAUUCUGAGA